AUGGUAAUUAAAAAGACAACAAAAAAAUAAAGAGUGUUACGUACAUCUUAAGGAGUUCUAAAAUAAUCAAAUAAAAAAGUUGGUUUUAUCAGUACCAAUGCAUUAACAUAAUAACCAGGAAAGCUUUUAAGAAGACUUGGAGAAAAAAAGAAAGGAAUGAGAGAAUUAAGAAAAAUCAAACGAGAAACUUAAAAAUAAACAAGAAAACCAAAAAAUAAGUAAUAAGAAUAACUUGAAGAAUAAGAUGAUGUACUUGAAUUACCAAAUACAUUUAUAAUUGAUUCAUUAAAAAUAUCACCUGAAGAUGAAUAAAUAUUAUCAUAAUUUAUGGUUGGAAAUGAUAUUAAAACUAAUUAAAUUAUAGAAGAUUUUUAAAAAGGAUUAUAAGAUGAUGAAAAUAAAAAACAUCAUGAAAAUAUUAUGAAUAAUCCAAAAGUAGUAUGUGUAUAUGAAAAGUAUAAAAAUUAUAAUUAAAUCUAGUGUUGCAGAAUUAAUGAAAACAUAUAGAUCAGGUAAAUUACCAUAACCAUUCCAUCUCAUACCAAAAUUAGAACAUUGGAAAUAAGUAUUUGAGUUAACUAAACCAAAAGAAUGGUCUCCUUAAGCUAUCUUUGCAGCUACUAAAAUAUUUUCAUCUGCUUUAGAUAGAUAACAAACUGAAUAUUUAUAUUCCACUAUAAUAUUACCUGCAGUCAGAUUAAGUAUUUAAGAAGAUAAAAGAUUAAAUGUUCAUUUAUAUAAUGCAUUAAUUAAAGCUAUGUAUAAACCAUAAGCAUGGUUUAGAUCAAUAUUAUUUCCAUUGUGUUUAGAAAAAGAUUUUACAUUAAAAGAAGCAUAAAUUAUAGGUAGUGUUAUACAUAAAGUAAUAAUUAUUAAUUUGAUAUUAUUUAGUUACAUAUUCCACCUAUUCAUGGUUCAAUAGCUAUUUUUAAAGUAGCUUAAUUAGAUUUUACAGGACCUGUUGCUGUUAUAUUGAAAGUUUUAAUUGAAAAGAAGUUUUCUCUUCCAGAAAGAGUAUUAAUUAAUUAUAUAUAUUUUAGGCAUUAGAUGAAGUUAUUAAAUAUUUUAUGAGAUAUGAAAAUGAUUCAAGAGAAAUGCCAGUUAUUUGGCAUUAAAUGAUUUUGAGAGUCUGUGAAUUGUAUUAACUUAAAUAAGAUCAUAAAGAUUAAUUAAAAAGAUUAAUUAGUAAAAAGAAACAUCAUUUAAUUACAAAGGAAAUAUCAAAAUAAUUAAUAAAAGGAACUAAAAUGGAUGUAGAAAAAUGAUU
Molecule: messenger RNA, 1267 nt
Organism: Paramecium pentaurelia
Lineage: Eukaryota; Ciliophora; Oligohymenophorea; Peniculida; Parameciidae
Source: the annotation of a GenBank genome assembly